Messenger RNA from Suillus subalutaceus, 393 nucleotides. RefSeq lists its product as uncharacterized. The coding region runs from base 1 to 393 and encodes 130 amino acids. The transcript has a single exon. The record is from RefSeq and is a predicted model, not a curated record. NCBI's taxonomy places the organism in Eukaryota, Fungi, Basidiomycota, Agaricomycetes, Boletales, Suillaceae. Gene Ontology annotation, molecular function: peroxidase activity.
AUGAUCUCAUCACCACCAAAGAUCUCCAGGAUGCUCGGCAAGCGUCGUGCCAUUGCGCGUGCAGUAAACAAGGAGUUCUCUCUCAACUUUAUCCACAAGAUCUUUGGGAGCACGAAGUACAUUAUUACAUCGUCCGCUUUCGAGCGCACUUUUGAACGUUCCGUUAGUGCCGCGACCCUAGUCACUGUCUUUGGAGGUCGUAUGGACCACCUCCAUAGCUUCCUUCAUCAUGAGCGACUUCCAGAGGGCUGGGAGUCGCGCAUUCGCCAACCUCAUGGAUUGACUCUGACGACAUUCAACAAGACCAUACUACGAGUUGAGCUUGGUGUGUGCGAGCAGGAUUGGGCAGAGGCCGCACGGGAGGCUGUUGAACGUCAUACUGCUCCUACUUAA